Suillus subaureus is the source of this 1095-nucleotide messenger RNA. RefSeq lists its product as uncharacterized. The transcript is spliced from 6 exons. The record is from RefSeq and is a predicted model, not a curated record. NCBI's taxonomy places the organism in Eukaryota, Fungi, Basidiomycota, Agaricomycetes, Boletales, Suillaceae. The coding region runs from base 1 to 1095 and encodes 364 amino acids.
AUGCCACGGCUGAAGCAGGAUGAAGGCUUAGCGUCAAGGUCAUCACUACAGGAUGGAGUCAAACUGAAUCGCAACAUGUUCAAAGGUCACGGUGGGUACUUGGAUAAAGUAUUUGGAUUUUCGUGCUUGUCAGACUCCUCGGACAAUUAUGGGCUGCUGGCUCGAAAAUUCGACAGCCAGUUGCCUGAGGAGGAAAUGGAGCAAACUUAUUUUGACAAGGCGGAUAUGAUCGGAUAUCUCAGCACAUACCAAAAAUGGGAAUCGAUCUGUGUUUCCAAAAAGGCCUGGUUGGAUAUUUGCCAAAUGGAUCUUCCUGAAGUGGAGCCCUAUACUAAGCACCUACCACACUAUUGGGCGGCCUAUGCGUCGAAUCCAUUGGCAGGACCCUACUACAUGCUGUCAUGUUCUGUAUUUGACUCGGAUGCGGCAGCAACUGUGACCACACCCUCUUGGGUCAAUCGGGAUACAAUUGUGCAUGUUCAACUCGAUCCGAGUCCCCGACUUGGCGUAUCUGAAUUUUCUACUAGAUCCGUGGUAGUGCUUGGUCCCACUAAUGGUACUACUAGUAGUACUGGUCCUGGUAUAGACUCGGAUGGGUCGUUCUGGGAGCCCCUGGAACCUGAGUAUCAAGAAGAAGAAGAAGAAGAAGAAGAAGAGUACAUCUCUUACUGGCAGUCGCAGGAGACUAUUGAAGUUAUUCUCGCUUCUCGUUCAAGUUUGGGAGUCAAGGAAAAUGAAAGAGCUGCAGCCGCCGUCACGACUCCGAGUCUGACUCGGAAAAUGAAAGCUGACUCAGUGGAAAGUUGCAAAGUCAUAGUAUGGGCUCAACUUGAAGCUUCUUGCACAGCGGCUGGUACUACCUGUCAGAUUCGCAAGAGGAAGAUCAACAAGACGGUCGACGCCAACUUGAAGCUGCCGCAUUACGGUGACAAGGAGAACGUAUUACUAUCUCUGAGUCUGGAUCAUACUCCAGUUGCUACCAUCAAGCGCAUCCGGCGGGAGAAAACAGGUACUGAUUGGCAGACAGUUCUCAACGUAGUCAAGUAUGGCGAAGAACAACAAAAGAAAACACCUGCAGUGAUUGAGGACAAGUAG